GCGAAGCUGGAGAGCAAUAUCUUUCUGCAAGAAGUGUAGAGAAAUAUCCUCGAGAUAUUAAAAGAUAAUUUCAUUUUCAGAGAGCCUAGAAGAUAAAAUCAUUUAACACUGAUAGUUGGUCGCGGGUUCGCACCUCACCAUGUAGAAUUUUCUCUAUUUCUUCACGUGUCUAGCACUUAAAUAGAGGCAGAUUCCCGUAAAUCCUUCCUUUCGUUGUGUUUUCUAACGCCUUUUUAAAAUAAAAAAGAAAUGGCAAGAUUAUUUGGAAGCAAGAAUUUCUCGUUACAGAAGAUUAAAAUCGCUUGAAAUCUUCAGGAAUGUCGUCAUUGCAGACAUCAUCGUAACUUAAAACCAUGUAUUUUCCAUUCAUCGAAAUGAAUAAUUCUUGGACGCUUCCCGAAGAACAGAUUUUCCUGAUGAAUCUAACAUUCCUUACGGACACAUAUUUGUGGCCUCUGAAUAAUACUCAUAAUCUAACCUAUUACAUCAAUGAGACACACGAUUCGAAUUCUUCUGUUGAAAAUUAUUUUACAGAUACUAAUUUAAUGUUUAUGGCUUUCACAUCUGUAGCGUUAGGUGUGGUUAUUUCGGCUACUGUAGUUGGUAACGUGUUUGUCAUAGCAGCUAUAUUUUUGGAAAGAAAUCUGCAAACGGUUGGCAACGGUUUAGUAUUAUCUUUAGCAGUUGCCGAUUUAAUGGUUGCUUGUUUAGUCAUGCCUUUGGGUGCUGUAUAUGAAGUUCGUCAAGAAUGGACACUUGGACCCGAAUUAUGUGAUGUAUGGACGUCUUGUGAUGUAUUGUGCUGUACGGCUUCCAUCCUUCAUUUAUUGGCUAUAGCUGUAGACAGAUACUGGGCUGUAACGCAUGUCGAUUAUGUAAGACAAAGAAACAUUCGUCAUAUCAGUGUCAUGAUUAUAAUCGUAUGGGGGGUGGCUUUUGUCGUUUCUGUUGCCCCAGUUUUCGGGUGGAAAGAUCCAGAUUUUCAUCAGAGAGUCGAAAUCGAAAAGCGUUGUUUGGUUAGUCAAGAUGCAGCUUACCAAAUCUUCGCCACCUGUUCGACAUUUUAUGUACCACUAGUUGCUAUUUUUGUUCUUUACGGAAGAAUAUAUCGAGUUGCCAGAAAGCGGAUACGUAAUAAACCCGGAAGCAGAAGUGUACCGGUAUUAGGAAAGGCUUCCAAAACCUCCGUAUCACCAGUAAUGACAGAAUUAACAGUUGUAACAACAACAACAUCGUCAUCUCAUCACAGUUCCGAUUUUAACUGUGCCACUAAUGGAAUGACUGAUCAUCAAGACAUUACGGCACCUAUUCUACCUAAAAAAAAGAGGAAGAAGAGAAAAGAGUGCUUGGAGUUAAAACGAGAAAAGAAAGCAGCAAAGACAUUGGCUAUUAUUACAGGAGUGUUUGUUGUAUGCUGGUUGCCGUUUUUCGUGACAGCUCUCCUUAUGCCUCUGUGCCAGUUAUGUCAGCCAGAAGAUUACGUCUUCAGCAUAUUCCUCUGGCUAGGAUAUGCCAAUUCCAUGAUAAAUCCAAUUAUCUAUACCAUCUUCAGUCCAGAUUUCCGUAAUGCAUUUACUCGUAUCUUAUGCGGAGAAAAGAGAUCGACGUAUAGAAGAUGAGAUCGAAAAGUUUUGUGAAAAAGUGAUACCGGCACAGAUCAAUCUUGGAAGUACUUUAAGUCGAAUGUUGAGACAGGUGAGUGACCAGUUGUCAGGAGCUGAAUCAUCGAGGCGUUUGUUGAGCAAGAGAAUCGUUUGCCUUGCACUGGUAAUCGAUAAAUAGUACCUUAGGAAGAGACUGUUGCAGGCGACUGUCUGUCUAUAAGGGGCUAAGAAGUUAUACAGUCAGGUUAAGUGACUAUCCAUUUACUCUGAAAUUGAAAGCAAAAUGUAUUUGAAGUAGAUCUUUAUAAAAUUAUUUAUUAAUUAAAAUUUGUCGUCAAUAGAUAAAAAACGAAUAUAAACUAUAGAGAUCUUGUUAUAAAGUCGGAAUAAACAUAUGUUAAAUUUGUUGUAAGCAUUUAAAACUGUAAUAUUCCAGGCUUUAUAAUGUGA
Molecule: messenger RNA, 2054 nt
Organism: Centruroides sculpturatus (bark scorpion)
Lineage: Eukaryota; Metazoa; Arthropoda; Arachnida; Scorpiones; Buthidae
Product: 5-hydroxytryptamine receptor 2B-like
Exons: 3
Coding region: 354-1619 (421 amino acids)
Biological process (GO): adenylate cyclase-activating adrenergic receptor signaling pathway
Cellular component (GO): membrane
Molecular function (GO): G protein-coupled receptor activity
Source: RefSeq, a predicted model, not a curated record